Molecule: messenger RNA, 1138 nt
Organism: Calliphora vicina (urban bluebottle blowfly)
Lineage: Eukaryota; Metazoa; Arthropoda; Insecta; Diptera; Calliphoridae
Product: adult cuticle protein 1
Exons: 2
Coding region: 79-399 (106 amino acids)
Source: RefSeq, a predicted model, not a curated record
AACGUUAAAGCGUCUAGAAAGCUUUCAGUUUCACAAAAUCCCUAUAAACCCCAAAUAAAUUUAACUUACAUUGCAAACAUGAAGUUCGCCGUUGUCGUAGUCUUGGUUGCUUUGGCUUUGGGUGCUAACGCUUCUAUCAUCCCUGGUGCAGUAGUAGUUGGUCAUCCCGGUGGUAUUAUUGGUGUUCCCGGAUCAUUAGCCGUUCAUGCUGGUAUCGUUCCCGCUAGCCCCGUUCAAAUCGUAUCUGGCCCAGCUGUUGUAGCUGCUCCCGUGGUUGUUCCCGCACCCACUGGUACCUAUGUAGCCAAAACCCGUGGUGCUGUACAUGUUGCUCCUUUGCCCGGACACAUUCAAUCUGCCGUGUCGGCCAACUUACAACCUGCCCCUGGAACUAUCUAAUUUUACUCAACAAGUGAAUUGAAAAACGUUGGUUCGACUUAAAUGCUUUUGAAUUUGGUCCCAUGAUUUUUGCCACCACCUACACCACAAUCCCAUUUCUGUCACUUCAUCCUUUUGAUGCCGCAAGAGCGAGCACUCAUUAUAAACGAACCAUAAAUGGAAACAAACCACUUCAUCGCAUCCUACGUUAACAGACCAGAACAAACCACCAGCUUCAGUUUUCUUUCUAUUUUUCUUAGUUUAAAUUUUAAAACAACAAACACACAACAGCAAAAAAACAACAAGUUGCAACAAAAAAAUAAUAAUUUUAAACUAAUUUAAGUUUUCCUUAUCCCUAUUCUUUCUUAACUUUUUAUCAUUUUCCUUUUACAUUCAUUUACUAUUUGUAUCUUUUAUUCUAUACUUUUUUGUAAUAGUCAUUCCCAGUCUUCCAUUCACUUGAUCUUGUCUUUUCUUUGUGAUAUUUUUUUGUUAUUAAUUUUCUUUUUACUCUCUGGUAAUUCUCCUCUAAGUCAUUUCUCACCUGCCAUUUACUCUCUGUUAAGAAACUGCCGUUAUUUUGUAUACACAACUUAAGAAUACCUAUGUACUCGUAUAUUCCAUACUUACUAUAUCUAUACCGUUAGUCAGCUAUGCAUGGAUCAUGUGUUUGAUAUUAUGGAAAGUUUAGAAUCAAUUUGUAAUAAAGAAUGUUAAAUUGUUUAAAAGAAAAUAAAGAAAAGCUUAAACAUUAUCAAAA